UUCAUAAGAUUACAGUAAACUAAAUAUAUGACUAGUAAACCUAUUUCUAGUAAGUAAUUUUGGCUGUUUUCAAGCUAUUAUCAGAUCAUUCUUCUAAUUCUAAACAUUUGUUUCUAGAAAGAAGACAGAUCAUCUGCCAAUAGAAUAAGAAAGCUUGAAAUGUGUAAAAGCAUCUACAACAGGUUGAAUAAUAUUAUAUUUGAUUUAUAAUAAGAAAUAUUAGAUAGAUUUGCCAAUAUUUAAGAUCAUUCUUUUGCAGUGUUGAGAGAUGUCAACAUUAUGUCACAACUGUUGAACUCGUAGCUACUAACAAAAGACAAAUUUACAUUUUUUUUGUGAAUUUUCUUUUCUUUUUUUUUUUUUUUUUUUUGAUUGCAAAUACCAGAAAAGUGUCUCCUUUGUAUAAAUAAAUAAAUAUAAUGAAGAUGAACACACCCCAAUCUGAAUGUAGCAGUCUAUGUUCUGAAUCUGUGUUGUGUGGAUUUUUUUUUAUAAUUAAUAGUGAAAUAUUUGUAAUGUAUUUGUUAAAAACCAGCUUUUGUUCAUGUGGAAUUUUCUUAGUGAGUUCAGUUUUGACUACACAGUGCCAACAUUAGUUCACAAGUGUAUAAACUUUUUUCUCUCUCUCUUUGUGUCCUUCUGUUUUGUAACAGAGUUAAUUUUCAUGUUGAAACAUUUAAUUGUUUAUGUCAGUGUUCAGAAUAAAUCAGAACUGUAAUGCUUGAGUGUCCACAGUGUGUGUACGAGUUUAACACCAGUUUUGUUUUUUGUUUUUUUAUAGCUGGUAGUGGGGUAGGGGUUUUUUGUUUGUUUGUUUUUUUGGUCUUUCAUUCAGAUUUACCAGGUCUUUUAGUUUCUUUUUUUGUUGUUGUUGUUGUUGUUGGGUUUUUUUUUGUGAAAAAGUAAAGCUUGAAAUUCCAUCUUAAAUAAUUGCAGUUAGGGUAUUGUGCCUUUAGAGGGCAGUGUAUUUUAAGUACAGUAUGCCUUGAUUUGGCUAAUUACACCACGUAUAAAUGUUUUUUUAGCUGGUUUCUUUUUGUUGUUAGUACAAAUUUGGAGAAAAAAAAAUUGCUUUUUUUAAAAACUAUUUUCACUUCAUCAUAUCUUGUAUAAAACUUUCCUCUAAGACCCCAUGUGAACAAGAGUUAAGACUAAAACUUGGUCCACCAGAAUUUUCUGCAGCAGUAUGUGAAAUGAGUGCAGUUCUCCUCCUAAUCACCAAGUGGUGCUGAUGCUUGGGAACUGGGUUGGAGCUCACCCCGCAUGUCUGAACCGUGUACUGAUUUCCCAGGAUGCACCUUAAUGAAAACACCAAAACACCCAAUAAUUUUACGCAUUUCCUCGCGGUAUGUUGUGUAGUAUAAGAGGUAGGCUUGUUUCGGAUUGGGACAUACGGAUAGGAACUGGACGGGACGCACCCCGUGUGUUUGAACCGCCCUGCUGACUUCCCAGAAUGCACCACUCACGAAUAUAAACUUUAUGCAGGAAUAAAUAAUUGUGGAUUUAGGAUUCAGUACUUUACAUCUGGAAUGGGAUUUAGGUGAGAAGUACAACAUUUUCUUUUUAAUCAUGAAGGAAAGAAGCGAGGAAAAAAGUGAAAGAUUCUCGAAAAAAAAGAAGACAUUUUUGUAUCCUCACCCCAAGUAUUACCAAGUGUACCCCAUGCAUUUCCUAUUGAAUUUCCUAGGAGUGACGCCCACCACAAGGUUCGAUGGGUUCUGAGGACAAGUGAGGUGGUUGCUGGGUGGUUGCUAAGGUAUUUCAGAGACGGAUUGUUGAUCUUGUGCCGAUCCACCUCUUCUCUGUAUGAUGCUUCAUCGCUGUCAGUGAAAGAGGUGUGCUACUGUGGUGUCGUCAGCAAAGGACAUCUCGGACGUAUCCGGAAGUAUCGCGAGAGUUCAGAAGAACACGUGCGACAACAUGGCGGCGUCCUAGAACUCGCGUGCGGUGUUUUAUUUUUACGCUUCGAGAAAUCGCUGUCUGAGUAAGGUUUGGUCCAUAUUUAAGUCAAACCCGGGCUUUGAGGAAUUAAAUAAUAUCUCUCGGUGUCGUCUGGAGUAAACAGAAGGAUCCACAAUGCAACACGACGAUGUAAUAUGGGACCUGAUCGGAAAUAAACUGUUUUGUUCUUAUAAAGUCAAAACAAAAACGAAGAAUUUCUGCCGGAAUGAGUACAACAUCACGGGUCUCUGCACCCGCCAGGGGUGUCCUCUGUCCAACAGUCAGUACGCCACCGUCAGAGAGGAAAAAGGUCGGUGUUUCCUCUACAUGAAGGUGAUCGAGAGAGCGGCUUUUCCAGCACGCAUGUGGGAGAAGGUGAAGCUGAAUCAGAACUACGAGAAGGCCCUGCAGGAGAUCGACGAGAACCUCAUCUACUGGCCGCGCUUCAUCCGGCACAAGUGCAAACAACGGUUCACCAAAAUCACGCAGUACCUCAUCCGCAUCCGCAAGCUCACGUUGAAGAGACAGAGGAAACUUGUUCCACUUAGCAGGAAAGUAGAGAGGAGAGAAAGAAGGAGAGAGGAAAAAGCCCUGGUCGCUGCUCAGGUGGAGAACGCCAUCGAGAAAGAGCUGCUGGAGAGGUUAAAACAGGGCACGUACGGAGACAUCUACAACUUCCCCAUCCACGCCUUCGAUAAAGCUAUAGAGAAACAGGACGCAGAAAGUGAGACGGAAGAGGAGGAGGAGGAGGAGGAAGAGGAAGAGGAGGAAGAGGAGGAGGGCGUAGGGAAGAGAGAAUUUGUCGCAGCAGACGAGUUUGAAGAAAGUGACCUUAGUGAUUUUGAGGAUAUGAACAACUUAAAUGCCAGCGAUGAUGAAGAGGAGGAGGAAGGGGGCUCGAGUGAAGAGGAGGAGGAAUCGGAAGAGGAAAUGGAGGAAGACGUUGAGGAAGAGUCCCGAGUCAGGUCGAAAGGAAAGACUCCGCUCAAAGGACCAGCGAGGAAGAAACGCGCGUACGUGGAGAUCGAAUACGAGCAAGAGACGGAACCGGCAGCCAAGAGCAAGACCUCGUAGAGACUCCACACACACACCCACACUCCCACACCCACACACACACACACACACACACACACAAACUAUGGAUAGUUCAAUCUCUCCACACGAAUAAGCAAAGCAGAGUGACUUUGUGUUUCCGUGUGUGGAGACGAUUUAAAAGUGCAGCUGUUCAAAUCAAAAUCUGCAUUUUGUGUGUGUCGUGUUUGUGUUCCUUCUAUUAAAACUUUUGUGCUUUUAAACAAGUAGUUUUCCAUGACCCUAUAUUGACUAUAUUUAUGUUUUAAAAAAAAAUACCCACACAUUUAGCACACACACACACUUCUAUUGCAUUAAUUAUUACAUUUAUAUCAUAAAAUUAGUUCAAGUAAUAAAAUUAAUUGUUGCUGCAUGGUGGAAAGUAUCAUAUAGUCAAAAAUAACACGAUGUAUGAGAUUAAAAUUCCAAU
Ictalurus furcatus (blue catfish) is the source of this 3442-nucleotide messenger RNA. It is a transcript of the gene mak16, whose product is annotated as MAK16 homolog (S. cerevisiae). Gene Ontology annotation, biological process: maturation of 5.8S rRNA; maturation of LSU-rRNA. The record is from RefSeq and is a predicted model, not a curated record. NCBI's taxonomy places the organism in Eukaryota, Metazoa, Chordata, Actinopteri, Siluriformes, Ictaluridae. The coding region runs from base 2077 to 3015 and encodes 312 amino acids. Gene Ontology annotation, cellular component: preribosome, large subunit precursor; nucleolus. The transcript is spliced from 13 exons.